CAUGCAUACUCAACAGAACACGCGUAAAAGAUGCAUAUACAUUCCCAAGGCAUGCACACAUCCAAGUAAACCACAGAAAUAUUUGUGUCUAUUUUUACAGUUUCACUUACUCAUAUUUCAUUCACCAGAUGUGUUCAAUGAAGUAAUUCAGACAGUAAACAAGUCACAACAACGACUGAUGCCUUCUUGUCGCGCUCCAUAGAUAUAAAGUGUAAAGUUACACAAUUACAUAUAAAUAAUUAAAUAUACGCCUUAAAAUAUUUUAUUACAACUGCACAUUUCUUUUGAACGCAAGUUUUACACACACACACACACAUUUACUCAUGCAUGCUUACACGUAUAUAUCUUAAGUGUAUAUAUGAAGGCAAAAAUGUAAACAAGCACUGUAAAAUGUAUUUGUGAGAUACAUAGAAGGAUAGAUAUACAUACUUUAAUGGGUAUUGAUUAAAAAUACAAUCUUCCUGACUUUUAAAUUAGCCUUGAGGUUGUAGCGUUACUUCUGAAGUAUAUGAAUCUACAGAGUUAUGUUUCACAAGUUCCAUGUUACUAACAGUCAAACCAGAGAACUUAAACGACAACUUUUAAGAGUUGAAAAUUGGAUGCUCGAGUGACAACGGCGGCAGCAAGAUAAUCUUGCUGUCUACUCCCUAACGGAGAUUGGGGAUUUGUGAAUUAAUUAAAUUCAAAGAGAAAAUGAAUAGAAACUUUGAUACACUGCAACCAGAUGUGAAAUGAAAAGUGCAAACGUAAAAGAUAAUAGCUUGCUGUUUGAAUCUCUACGUUGAAAUACAAUUUUCACUGCAAGUGUCAACCGACAAAUUUUCAGGCGAAAUAUAAAUUUUAUAGUAACUUCAUUUUCAACUCUCAAUAUACAAUGAUCGUGCUUAAGCAAAAUCAAUUAUCAAGCAAGCCAGAGAAAAUGCCAGUCACCUGAAUUUUCAAAAAUAAAUCAAUAUUUUGACAUUUACUCAUAGAAAACUUAGAAGAUUACAAUUAUCGUAAAUUUCAAUAAUUGCAUUGACCUAUAAAUUCGUAUGGUCAAAAAGAAGAAUUUUGUAAACAGUAGAAAAAUCAUCAAUCAGUCUAACGAAAAGCAAAAGUUGUUUAUUUUUUAAAAUUCAGAUCAAACUAAUAAAAACAAAUCAAGUAUUUGAACAUUUACAGGGAAGAGGUGCCACAAAGAAGUGUUUUAUAGAAUAUAAUUAUCUGAAUUUUUACCUCGAUACUAACAACAAGAAAAAAAUAUUAUUUGGACUGCCGAUUAAAUUUUAAUGCUUUAAAAUUCAAUAAUAACAACAACAACAACAAUAAUAAUAAUAAUAUCAACAACAGCAACAGCAACAAUAAUAAUUACAAUUAUGAUUACCUUUUUUUCUUUUAGUUAAGCUAAAAUCUUAUUGUUCUGGCUUAAUCAAAGUUCUAAGUUUUAUAGUUAUAUCAGUCAAAUUACUUUAUGUGUGAAAAAGACAUUCACCAAAUGCCACCAAAAUACUGUAGAGACCGCAGUGGAACAUAUCCGUUCCAAGUGUUUAAGCUCAUCACAUGUUCCAUGUGUUAUUAUUACAUAUUCCCAUCAACGCCAGUCUUCCAGCAAACCGCUGACUUUAAAUUGUCUGUGGCCAACAGAAACUACAGCGAAGCCCCGGAUAUUGAAAAUAGCACUAUUAUGUCACGACUGUGUGAAGCUAUCGGAGACGUCGACAAAUGCAAAAGAUGGCAGGCCUGUUGUCUGGUAGCUGUCGAUUGUUGUUACCGACAAGAGGAAAAUGAAAAUUCUUCCAGAACUGAAGUUCUUUCCUGCCCACCUACAUGGGAUGGUUUUAGUUGCUGGCAACGAUCUCCGGCAAAUCAGAGGGUAUCUACAAAAUGCCCGCAUUAUGUGCAUAAAUUCAUCACACACGAUAGUAAUGCCUACAAAGAUUGUACCGCAAACGGCACCUGGUGGAAGAACCCAACAACUAAUAUGGAAUGGACAAACUAUAGCACAUGUAUUCAGAUAAAGAAGCAUCGAGUCAUCGUUUUCGCAAGUGUAGCAACAAACUUGAUCAGUGCCAUGUUGCUGAUUCCAGCUUGCUUCAUAUUUCUGUACUUUCGGCUUCUGAGGAUGCAGCAUCGAAUACGACUCCAUGUCUGUCUUACUGUAUCAUUUAUCUUCACAGCAAUCUUUCAGAUUCUGUGGACUAUCUUAGUUCAUCACGACCAGUUUCUAAAUGCUCCAGAAGAUACUUUGCUUCAUAAAAACACAGUUGGUUGCAGAAUUUUAUAUUUUAUGUCAAGUUACUUCCGAAGCACAAAUUAUUUUUGUAUGUUCGUUGAAGGUUUAUAUCUUUGUCGCUUGCUAUCGGCAACAUUUAAAAUACCAAAAAGAUUAAUUGGAUACUAUAUUUUAUGCUGGGGUUUUCCUUUGGUUCCGAAUUUAAUUUACGCAAUAGUCCGGGGAACAUUGUAUAACGAAAGCAGAUGCUGGAUGAAUAACACCGACGGGUACGAAUGGAUUCUAUAUACUCCGAAUCUACUAUGCCUUGUUGGAAACGUCCUCUUCUUAAUCUACAUACUGGUAGUACUAUUUAACCAACUGCAAGCUCAUCCAAAUGAACCUCAUGAUUAUAGACGAACUCUGAAAGCUAUUUUCAUCAUGAUACCGCUGUUAGGACUCCAAUUGCUAUUUAUCAUCUACAAACCGCAUACAUACUUUCAUGAACUCCUGUCAGUUAUAAUUGUCAAUUCUCAAGGAGGACUUGUGGCUAUUAUGCUGUGUUUCUUCAACAGCGAGGUACACAAUCAAAUACGAAGCGCGUGCAAACGACUGAAAUCACCGGUGUGUCAAGUCGAACGCAAUUACUUUACGUCAACACAGCUCACACUGAUAAAUAAUCGGCCCCCAUCGUUACGAAAUGGCAAUACAAUUGAGUUAUUAAACAACAAGAAAUUAGAAAGAUGCACCAAGGAAAUUACCUACAUCCCUAUACAUAAACAGAAAGAUCAGACAUGCAAUGACAACUGUAAAAAUAGUAGCAUGUUUAAUACUUAGUGAUAACGACUGAGGGGAAUUAACUAGACGCUUGAGGAGAAUUAACCAGAAAGCUACAAUAAAUCAAAACUAUAUUUCCCCUAUAUUAUUUACAUUAUUUACAUUUGACGGAUAUUUGUCCUCAUCUUGUUUGUUGUUAACACAACGUUUUGGCUGAUAUACUCUCCAGCCUUCAUCAGGUGUCUUGGGAGGAAUUUUGAGCCUGGGUUCUCAUUCCUAAGGUAUUAUUAUUAUUGUUGUUAUCGUUGAUCAAUUCAGGGAAAUGGAUGGAAUUCUUCACGAACGAUGUUGACUUUCCUGCUAAUGGACUGAUUAUAUCCACAUGGAAGCGGCUCAGUGGAUGACAUGCUGAACCUCUACAGCUCACUAUAGGUCUUAAUG
Octopus sinensis (East Asian common octopus) is the source of this 3412-nucleotide messenger RNA. Its product is annotated as calcitonin gene-related peptide type 1 receptor-like. Gene Ontology annotation, biological process: adenylate cyclase-modulating G protein-coupled receptor signaling pathway; cell surface receptor signaling pathway. The record is from RefSeq and is a predicted model, not a curated record. NCBI's taxonomy places the organism in Eukaryota, Metazoa, Mollusca, Cephalopoda, Octopoda, Octopodidae. Gene Ontology annotation, cellular component: plasma membrane. Bases 1454 to 3031 code for a protein of 525 amino acids. The transcript has 12 exons. Gene Ontology annotation, molecular function: calcitonin receptor activity.